Phoenix dactylifera (date palm) is the source of this 1934-nucleotide messenger RNA. RefSeq names its product protein NRT1/ PTR FAMILY 4.3. The record is from RefSeq and is a predicted model, not a curated record. Gene Ontology annotation, molecular function: transmembrane transporter activity. Gene Ontology annotation, biological process: transmembrane transport; oligopeptide transport. Gene Ontology annotation, cellular component: membrane. NCBI's taxonomy places the organism in Eukaryota, Viridiplantae, Streptophyta, Magnoliopsida, Arecales, Arecaceae.
UCCCCAGGAGAUACUCACCUAAAUAGGAAUAUUGAGAGAGUGGUAGGAGAUACUGUUUUAAAGUAGCUCUAUGGAUGUCCAGGCAAGGCAGAAUAUGAAAGGGGAAUCCCUGCUUGCGGAGGUAUCCCUCGAUUGGAGGGGCAGAACCUGCAAGCCCGACAAGCAUGGGGGCAUGAAAGCUGCUGCAUUUGUUUUAGGCCUUCAAGCACUUGAAAUCAUGGCAAUUGCUGCAGUUGGGAACAACCUCAUAACAUAUGUCUUCAAUGAGAUGCACUUUCCCCUCUCGAAAUCAGCAAAUAUAGUGACCAACUUCAUUGGGACUGUUUUCCUCCUGUCUCUGCUUGGUGGAUUCCUCUCGGAUUCUUACCUUGGGAGCUUCUGGACUAUCUUGAUAUUUGGGUUUGUGGAGCUCUCAGGUUUCAUACUAUUGUCAGUCCAAGCAAACCUUCCUCAGCUAAGGCCUCCACCAUGCAGCAUGACAUCUGAAGGAGAACGCUGCUCAGAAGCCAAAGGUUUUAAGGCCACUAUAUUCUUUAUUGCUCUCUACUUGGUGGCCUUAGGGAGUGGGUGCCUCAAGCCCAACAUGAUCUCCCAUGGUGCUGACCAAUUCAGGAAGGAUGAUCCUGAUCAGUCCAAGAAGCUUUCCACAUACUUCAAUGCUGCCUACUUCAGCUUCUGCGUCGGUGAACUCAUCGCUCUCACGGUUAUCAUCUGGGUCCAGACACAGUCAGGGAUGGCUGUUGGUUUUGGUGUAUCAGCAGCUACUAUGGUGAUGGGGCUAACUAGCUUGAUUUGUGGUAUUUUCUACUAUAGGAACAAGCCCCCUAAGGGCAGCAUCUUCACCCCAAUUGCAAGAGUUUUAGUAGCUGCUAUUACCAAGAGAAAGCAAGUUUGCCCAUCUAAUACCGAAUUGCCUCGUCGAAGCAUAAACAAUGCUAGGGACCACAUACUCAUUCUAGGCCUCGAGAUCUCCUCCAAUGCCACCAACCUUAUCCACACCGAGAAAUUCAGGUUCUUGGACAAGGCAUGCAUCCGAAUCCAAGAUGGUUCUAAUAGAACGGAGAGCCCGUGGAAGCUAUGCACCAUGGCCCAAGUAGAGCAAGUGAAGAUAAUACUCUCAGUGAUCCCUAUAUUUGCAUGCACCAUUAUCUUCAACACAGUCCUUGCUCAACUGCAGACCUUCUCAGUCCAGCAAGGAAGCUCAAUGGAUACCCGGCUCACCGAAGCAUUCCAUAUUCCCCCGGCUUCGCUCCAAUCUAUCCCAUACCUCAUUCUCAUCAUCCUAGUACCGAUCUAUGAGAUGGUCUUCGUCCCUCUCGCUCGCAAGAUAACCUCCAGGGACUCCGGCAUCUCUCCCCUCCAGCGCAUCGGCAUAGGCCUCUUCACGGUGACCUUCUCGAUGGUGUCAGCUGCAUUGGUGGAAAACAAGAGGAGGGAGCUGGCUGUCGGUUCGAGCAAGCAGCUUUCCAUCUUCUGGAUUGCUCCACAGUUCCUCAUAUUUGGUCUCUCAGAGAUGUUCACAGCUGUGGGCCUGAUUGAGUUUUUCUACAAGCAGUCGACCUUGGCAGGGAUGCAAUCCUUUCUAACAGCCAUGACUUACUGCUCCUACUCAUUUGGGUUCUUCUUGAGCUCUCUCCUAGUCUCACUGGUGAACAAGGUCACCUCAGGACCUUAUGGGAGUGGCUGGCUCAGUGACAAUAACCUAAACAUGGAUAGGCUGGACCUUUUCUAUUGGCUCCUCGCGGCGCUUAGCAUCCUUAAUUUUUUUAACUAUCUCUACUGGUCUAGAUGGUAUUCUUAUAAGCCAUCUUUAGCCCCUGGUCCUCAAAAUGAGACAUAUGGUGAAGAAGAGUUCCACAGCUUCAGCUCCUCAAAGCUUGUGGAACCUAAAGAUAUACUCUUGUGAAAUGGCAUAACCCAAUAUUUAUUGACCU